AUGCCUGUGUCCCACUCUUUUAUUAAAUCUGUGGUUGCAGCAGUCGCAAUUGCGAAACUGGCUGUUGCAUUACCCACUGUACCCAGUCAAGGCGUCGUGGUUGACCUCAACUCGUACGCCGUUCUGGGGCCUAGCGGUUCUUUCAAAAACUCUGCAUCUGGAUUAUUCAAUCCAACAUCUACAACUGCACCAUUCUUCCAAAUAUUCGAUGACAGAUUCCUCGACGUCAUUGGCGAGAACCCCAUCUUCAGAGUUGUCUCUUCAGACACGUCCGUUCUUUCGUAUGCUCGGGAGGCGCCAGUUUACGUCGCGUCUACCGACGAGCUCUUCUUUGCUGGUUUCGACCCCACAGACAAUGUGGUAAGCAAAAUCAGCUUGGCUGCUAUCGAGACAGCGAUAGCUGGCUCCCCAGGAUCAAGUCCGCUAAAUGUUGCUGGAACACGCUUGAGCUUAUCAUCUUCCCUUCAAGUCGUUAAUGGUGGAACCGGGCCUUACAACGGAAAAAUCGUUUUCGUCACACUCGGUAGUCCCCUAGCACCCCCAGCACUGGCUCUCGUUGAUUCAACCCCCCCUUACGCCACCACGGUCCUUUUGGACAAUUUCUUCAGCCGCCCUUUCAAUUCUAUCAAUGAUGUCAAGAUUCAUCCUACCUCAGGAAAAAUAUUUUUCACAGACCCUUCUGUUGGAAAUCAAGUUGGACUUCGCCCCGCACCUUUGUUGAAGAACAAUGUCUAUAGAUUUGACCCCGACACAGGUGAUAUUCGAGCUGUGGCUUCCGACCUCCAGGCUCCCAACGGAAUUGCCUUUUCUCAUGAUGGAAGACAUGCCUAUGUGUCGGAUACUGGUGCUUUUGUCAGUCUGACGGAAUUGGACCCCACUCGCGCUGCUACAAUCUACAAAUAUGACUUGGAGCAUGAGUCCCAGGCGUUCACCAAUAGGCGUGUGUUCGCAUAUGCGGAUACCGGAAUUCCUGACGGUCUUCAGCUCGACGCUUCCGAGAAUCUGUAUGUGGGUGCCGGUGAUGGCGUGCACGUUUACGCUAACGAUGGUACCCUGAUCGGCAAAUUCUUCACCGGAACAACCGUGGCCAAUAUGGUCUUUGCCGGUAAUGGGCGCUUGCUGCUUCUUGGCGGUGCCGACCUGUACUAUGUUAAGAUCGCUGCCAACCCUAUCAAGAUAUCUUACCCUUGA
Molecule: messenger RNA, 1191 nt
Organism: Psilocybe cubensis
Lineage: Eukaryota; Fungi; Basidiomycota; Agaricomycetes; Agaricales; Agrocybaceae
Exons: 6
Coding region: 1-1191 (396 amino acids)
Source: RefSeq, a predicted model, not a curated record